This is a messenger RNA of Moneuplotes crassus, 602 nucleotides long. NCBI's taxonomy places the organism in Eukaryota, Ciliophora, Spirotrichea, Euplotida, Euplotidae. The record is from the annotation of a GenBank genome assembly.
AUUUUAAUUACCAUAAUAAUGCUAUUGCGUUUUCAAAGAGGAAGAGGCAUAAACAAAAUAGUUUACUCUCAGGAUCCUCUUGGUGUCAGAUUUAGCAGUCAAAAUGUACCAAUAAGUUCAUUUUUCAGGCAAAAUUCUCAAUUAUUGGGUUACAGUAAAUUCUCAUUUUGUUCCAAGAACAAUCCACCAGUGCCAAAAAUUAACAAGUGAUAUUAUGAAACAUUAGAUGUUGAUAAAGAAGCCAAUUCCGUUGAGAUAAAAGAUGCUUAUCAUGAAAUUGCGAAGAAGUUUCACCCUGAUCGUAACCCAGAAGCGCUGGAAUACUUCACUCAUGUUACCAAAGCUUACGAGACUUUGUACGAUGAUCAUAAAAGAGCUAUCUAUGACGAGGACUCUUUAACAGAUGCCGAGUUCUUCACUAUUAAAAUUGGACCAAUUAAGCUAAACCUGUUGAUUAUCUUCCCUUUGACAUUCAUCAUCUUCUUGGCUUAUUUUGGCAAUAAGCUGCUGAAUAAGAAGAAAGGGCCCUGCCCGAUAGACCACGAUCAUCAGCAAAUGUUUAAAAGGAAGUAGGAAUUGAUAAAAGGAAUAUUCAAUUAAUA